AUGGGGUCUUUUCUUGGUUUUGGUGGUGGAAAUAAAAAUGAAGGAUCUACGGCACCAGCUGCUGAUUCCCAGGCUCUAGAAGUUAAAAGCAAAAUAAAAAACAGCAUAGCACAGGAAAUGGCUACGGCAUAUGCUACGGGGUUGGUUAACGCAUUAUCGGAAAAUUGCUUUCAAAAAUGUAUUAUUAAGCCAUCAGAUAGUUUAAGUACAGCCGACGAGAAGUGUAUAUCUGACUGUGCAUCGAAAUUUAUGAGAUCCUGGAAUUUAAUUAGUAAAGAGUAUAUUUCCAGGAUAAAUAAACAGUCAUGA
Messenger RNA from Brettanomyces bruxellensis, 309 nucleotides. RefSeq lists its product as uncharacterized. The record is from RefSeq and is a predicted model, not a curated record. The transcript has a single exon. Bases 1 to 309 code for a protein of 102 amino acids. Lineage: Eukaryota; Fungi; Ascomycota; Pichiomycetes; Pichiales; Pichiaceae.